AUGGAAGUCUUGGUAUUAGAGAUUGAAGAUCCAGGUUGCUUUUGGGUUACUAUGAAAGGAUGUGGGCCUUACAUAGUUGAUGAAAUAGAAUAUGAAAACCUGAAUGCUGAAAUGAAUCAGUUCUAUGACAAAUCUUAUAAAGAUAUGGAUGAAGUAAAACCACUAACAGUAGAAGAAGGCCAGAUUUGUGUAGUUUUCAGUGAAGAACUGAAAUGCUGGUGUAGAGCAGUUAUUAAGUCAAUCAUGUACUGUACAGAUCAUUAUAAAACAGAAUGUUUUCUCGUGGAUUAUGCAAAAUAUAUUUUUGUUAAAUCAAAGGACAUUAGAGUUGCACUGGAAGCAUUUAUGCAGAUCCCAUAUAGAGCAAAAAAGUGUAGGCUGUAUCGCACAAAGCCAGUGACAUUGCGUAUCGACUUCUGUGAAGAUACUGCAAAAAUAGUACCAGCCAACAGGUGGGAUAGUGCUGCUACUCAUUAUUUUCAAAACCUUCUCAAAGCAACUACUCAAAUGAAAGCCAAGUUAUGUGCCGUGGAAGAUAACACGUUUGAUGUUUUUCUUUAUGUGACAAUAAAAGAUGAAAAGGUAUGUGUUAAUGACGAUCUUGUCUCAAAGAACUUUGCUCGUUUUGAGGAAGCUAAAGACAAUACAGGGAGUUCUGCAGAUUAUCAGGAGAACCAAACGUCAUUAAAUCUUGAGUCUCUUCCAGUGAAAAUUGUUAAUUCUGCGCUUGCUUUCAGGCCAGUGCCAUUUCAGGAGAAGGUCUUAACAAAUCUUGAAACAGAUCUUGCUGUUUCCAGACUCUUUCCUGAAGACACACACCAAAGGUCAAGCACAGAUCUAAACGAAAGUACUGCACCUCAAUUUUUAAAUUCUGAUCCUCUGAAGACACACAUAAUUGAAGAUGAGCAACAGAGUUUUCAAAAUCUUAGUGAAGAAAGGAACUUUGUCUUUCUUAGCAACAAAAUUGAGCCGUCAUCAGUUCUGGAAACAGCACCACUUUCUGAUGAACUGAAAAAGGAACUUACUCGGAAAAAAUUUUUAGGCCCUAACUUCACAGAAUCUUAUUGUUGGCCGCCAGUAGCUCGAGGAUGUGAUGUAGUUGCCAUCUCGCAUCAAGGAAAUAAUCCUUUUUUAUAUAUUCCACCAGUUCUUACAUUUUUGCAGUUGGGAAGUUGCUACAAAGCCUUGCCAAACAAGAAUGGACCACUAGCACUUAUUUUAUGUCCUGGAUGGAAGAAGGCACAACUUGUUUUUGAGCUACUGAAAACAUAUGAGAGAUGCUCCAGACACCUUCAUCCAAUGUUGAUAAUACUUGGGCAGAACAAAGAAGCAGCUAAAAGUGUGAAAAUCCAAGGAUGUGAAGUAAUCGUGACUACACCGUACAGCCUCCUGAGACUGCUUGAACAUAACAGUUUAUUAUUUUGUAGACUUUGCCAUCUUGUUCUUGAUGAGAUUGAGGUACUGGUCUCUGACGCUACUGAACAGGUUUUUACUAUAUUAGAAUGUUACAAGAAAGCCAUUAUUGAAAAGUGGGAGUAUUCACCGCAUCAGAUUAUUGCUGUUGGAACUCGUUGGAAUAAACAUAUAGCACACUUGAUAAAGGAGUUCAUGAAUGAGCCUUAUAUUGUGAUAACAGCUAUGGAAGAAGCUUCCAUCUAUGGAAAUGUGCAACAG
Balearica regulorum gibbericeps (East African grey crowned-crane) is the source of this 1674-nucleotide messenger RNA. Lineage: Eukaryota; Metazoa; Chordata; Aves; Gruiformes; Gruidae. The record is from RefSeq and is a predicted model, not a curated record.